AUGCCUGUUCCUUGGGAGGCCUUAAUUCCUUUUGGUCUAUUGACUGUCAUGUUUGGAGCUACCGGUACUUUGUUCAACACAGCCAAGAGGUUAACGAAUGAUGGAAAGCCACCACGUUACAACCUCGAUUCAUGGGAGACAAUGAUGAUGGAACGGGAUAGGAGAUUGACUGGAUCGUUACGAGGACAAAGUACCGACCCUAUCGCUCCGAAGGAAUUCGCUACCAACUCAGUAUGGGAUACGGAGAGAGUACAUUAG
Messenger RNA from Kwoniella botswanensis, 258 nucleotides. RefSeq lists its product as uncharacterized. NCBI's taxonomy places the organism in Eukaryota, Fungi, Basidiomycota, Tremellomycetes, Tremellales, Cryptococcaceae. The transcript has 5 exons. The coding region runs from base 1 to 258 and encodes 85 amino acids. The record is from RefSeq and is a predicted model, not a curated record.